Molecule: messenger RNA, 952 nt
Organism: Sesamum indicum (sesame)
Lineage: Eukaryota; Viridiplantae; Streptophyta; Magnoliopsida; Lamiales; Pedaliaceae
Biological process (GO): chaperone-mediated protein complex assembly; protein folding
Cellular component (GO): nucleus; cytosol
Molecular function (GO): protein-folding chaperone binding; Hsp90 protein binding
Source: RefSeq, a predicted model, not a curated record
UCGGAGGGUUUUAUACGCAAAUAUCUUCCUUCUGAGGGUUUUAAAAGGACUAGAGCUGCUUUGUGACGCUCGCACUUCUUUUUCUCUGUACUUUUGCUUCUAGGGUUUUCAACUCUCUCUCUCUCUCUCAACUCUUCGCAAAUCAAACUCGAGAAUGAGCCGACACCCUGAAGUGAAGUGGGCUGAAAGAGAGGACAAGGUAUAUCUUACUGUGCUACUGCCAGAUGCAAAAAAUGCUAAGGUGAAUGUUGACCCUGAAGGAACAUUUACAUUUUCUGCCACUGCUGGGACUGACAACAACCUAUAUGAACUCAAAUUAGAUCUUCUUGAGAAAGUUAAUGUGGAGGAGUGUAAAAUAAAUAUAGGUGUGCGGAACAUAUUCUGCGUACUGGAGAAAGCAGAGAAAAAAUGGUGGGAAAAAUUGUUGCGUGGAAAUGAGAAGGCACCCCACUACGUAAAAGUAGAUUGGGAUAAAUGGGUGGAUGAAGAUGAUGAUACUGGAAAAGGUGCUCCUGCUGAUUAUGAUUUGGGUGGAAUGGAUUUUUCUAAAUUUGGUGACAUGGGCGGCAUGAUGGGCGGCAUGGGUGGCAUGAUGGAUGGCAUGGGUGGCCUAGGAGAUGAUGCUAUGGGGGAUGACUUUGAGGAUAGUGAUGAUGAAGAGGUCAAGAAGCCCGAAGAGAAGGUCAAGGAGGCACAGGGAGGAGAAGCUUCGAAGGAAAAAGCAGAACCGUUGUCAAGUACAUGAUUUGUGUGAAAUUAUUGAGAAGACUUAUACUUAUGCCAGAGUUUUCCACUUUGAUUAUUAGUUAAGCGUGUUUCUGUGAAGAAUGAUGGUCCCCUUGUCUAAAUUUUUGUACUGAUAAAGCAUUGUUAUUGUACUCUGGACGAGAUAAUCUCUCCAUCCAGUCUGUGUUGUAUUUUUAGCCGAGUUAAUGGGUCUGAGAUUUGCAAA